This is a messenger RNA of Bombyx mandarina (wild silkworm), 1052 nucleotides long. RefSeq names its product GSK3B-interacting protein. The record is from RefSeq and is a predicted model, not a curated record. Gene Ontology annotation, cellular component: cytoplasm. Lineage: Eukaryota; Metazoa; Arthropoda; Insecta; Lepidoptera; Bombycidae. Gene Ontology annotation, biological process: regulation of canonical Wnt signaling pathway. Gene Ontology annotation, molecular function: protein kinase A binding; kinase regulator activity.
UUUAAAAGUAAUAAAAUACAAAAAUAAUAAGAAAAGGAAAAACAACCUGUUUUAAAUUAUCAAAUAUCUACGAAAAUAAAAAAUAUUUUGGUUGUAGUAAUUAAUGGGCCUGCUAUAAAUUUUAAGGGCUGCUUUCACAAAAGUGAAUUAAAUCCGAAUAAUACAACUCAAGUGACAUGAGCGCGGAGCGAGUGCUGGACGCGCAGACGUGGCCCGCGGAGGCCGAGGCGGCCAUCGGCGACAUCCGGCGCCACGUCCGAGCCGCCAGCGUCUCCUCGCGCCUGCGCAGCCACCACCGCAUCUACAUCAACCUCACCACGCUCGAGGACCACACCUACUGCAUCGAGAUGUCGGCGGCCGGCUUCCGCGUCGUCGGCCGGAAGUACGACGACGUCAGCCUCACCGGGCACGUCAACUAUGAGACUCCCUACGCGCUGCUCAAUAACAUCAGCCAGAAAUACAAGGAGUCGUUCGGCGACGAACUGAUGACCAAACUAUUGCAUCUCGCCGGUGCCCCAGAGGGCCGAUGAGUACAUUCUGGGACGAACAACGUGGCUUGCUCUCAGAACUCUUACGAUACUCUAAAUCAGAAUCUUCGUAGAGCAUUGUGAUGACUCUGUACCUAUUGGGAAUGUUAGUGAACGGUAUCACAAUUAAUUGCUCAGGACAAUGUAUUCCUUUUGUUUUUUUGUAUUUGUGUCAGUAUUGCAGCGCGGAGAGAUGCUUGCUCCGUAGAUUUUAGGCGAGUUUAGUCUUAUUUGUAGAAGUAUUUAAAUUUAAUGUCAAACUAGAUAUUAAAUUGUAACAACUCUGCAAACUGAUAAGUUAAUAAUGCAGCGCUCGACCAGCGCUCGUCCUAUACGCGGCGCUCACGUCGAGGCCACGGUCAACUGCACGAAAUAAAUUGAUAAUCCGUUUGUAGAGUUGAAUGUAAAGAAAAUAUAUUGUUAGUACAACCGCACCAGAUAUAUGUAGUACAAAACUUAUAAAUCGGCUUAUAACAAAUAUAAUAUGUCAUGUACUGAUAUAAUUUAUAAAAUAAACCUGUAAUA